Messenger RNA from Linepithema humile (Argentine ant), 2446 nucleotides. RefSeq lists its product as uncharacterized. The record is from RefSeq and is a predicted model, not a curated record. Lineage: Eukaryota; Metazoa; Arthropoda; Insecta; Hymenoptera; Formicidae.
UCGUCGCGUACGCAUCCCUGCCUGCCUGAUCACGGCUAUCGGCGCGAUAGACGUUGCGAAUCGUUUUACGAUUACAUUACGGGGAUACACGCCCGAGGACAACGCGGUGUCCGGAGUGUCCUCUCGUGCCGCACGUCGGUUGUGAAUGGACUUGUGAUUUUGUGCCUGUCCGAGGAAGCACGUUCGCAGUCACAAGGAGCGAAACGGAAAUUGAAAACGACGGUAGUGCAAUCCGGUAGAUCGGGAGAAACUCAACUUCAUUUCGCGCGAAAUUGCAGAGCUCGUCUUCAAGGGAAAGCCUCUUCGGAGUUCCCUCGAUUAUAUCAUCACGGAAUUUCAGCCCGCUCCUCGGGAAUUAUCUCCGAAAAUUCAUCGGUGGAAACAUCCGGUCUGAUUAUUGAGAAUUCCAUUACGCAGUGCUGGAGAAGAUAUCCUCUGGAAAAUCGGUUUUAUUCGAGAAUUUUGUUUCCGCGCGAUCGUCAUUAUAUUUAAUGACCGCGAUCAACGUGUCAACGGCAGAGAUCGCUCGAUAGAGAUUCAGCGUGAAGUAACGUGACUUUUUGGUCAGUGCGCAGGAAUAAAAGGCGGUGGAUCGUAGAUUCGGAUCGUACGAUCGAUAGAUCCUCGAUCUAGGAUGGACAUCUGGAAGAAGCGACGCUCGUAAAGUUUCCGGUAACGCGUUUCGAAGCGCGGUGCUCGUAUUCUCGCUCGCAGUCGACGAAAUCGCGGGAAAAUCGAAAGAGAACAAAGCGUUGUGUAUUUCGAGCAGACUGACGUGUCGGCGGAAAAUAGCAGGCGAUCGAAUACGAUGCGUUGAAGAAGCAUCGAUCAUCGCAAGCCAAAAACGGGAACGGCCUAGGCGCGCUGGACAUUCAAUUAAAUUGUUUCAUCGUUGAAAACGGGACGGGCUGAUAGUAAUAGCGAUAAGGAAUAAACGAGUGACUGUAAGAGAAAGAGAGAACCGAAUAGAGUGGAAUCGCGUGACUCGAUCAGUUCGAAAAUAUUACGAAGUACGAGCGACAAAUAUCGCGAUGUGGCUGCGAAAAGGCGUUCCGCUAUCGCAAUAAGAGAAUCUAAACGUAUUCGUGCGAGAAAAGAAUAUUUGAACUACUUUCGGAAUAUCUGGUGAUUUCACUGUGAAAGGCGUAAAAAAAAGAAGAAUACUCAGAGAAAUUUUUUUCAAAGCCUAUCGCCGAUAAUAAUAGUGAUACCGCUGAAUCGAGAUAACCGAGUAUAUAUUCGCGCGGAAAAUUAAUAUCAUAGAACGGUAUUACAAUACGGUACAAAAGCGAAAAUUUUGACGUUCGUGCGGCUGGUGCUACUACUAUAUUAAUUGCCCGUCGUAAUUGGGGUUCGUAAGGAUCGCGCUUAAUUAGUUUGGGUUUCUAUCGUGAACGAUGAAGUGGUGCGUGUUGGUAUUGGCGUUCGCCAGUGUGAGUAGAGGCGAUAAAACCAGCCUCUUCGUCUGCCCGGAACUGAAUGCUCAAGAAGAGAUAGAUCUCGACAAGAUAAUGGGCAAGUGGUACGUCGUGGAAAUACUGGAACACAGAAGCGCUCCGAAGUUAAUAAGCAAUUCGUACGUCGUUGAUACAUGUCCGAUCGUGAAUUUGAGAUCGUUAUUAGAUCAAGCCUCCUUGAAGCUAUUGUGGACCGAAGGGGCUGGGAAUCUGGAAUACACCUUCCGGAUACCGGAUAUAUCCAGAAGAAAGGGCUAUUGGCAAAGCAUAGGUCUACAAAAUGGCACCUUGGCAGAGCGGGAGUACAGGCAGUUCGCCGGCAACGUGCACGUAAUGAAGGCCGUCGCGUCGGACAUGGUGUUGACUUUCUGCGCCCGGAGUCCCGACUCUCAACUCUACUCGCUCCUAUUGUCGCGCGAGCACAAUUUCCUACAGAAGAGCGACAAACGAGGCGUUCACAAUCUGCUGGGUCGCCGCGGCCUACAGAUCGGCAGCAUCCGGGAGACUUGCGUGAAUGGCGGCGCCGGAUUUAGAAGGGGCGCGCUUGAUCUCAUCACUUGGACGACUCUCGUCGGUCUUCUCUCAUCGAGCUUUCUCUUUAGAUCCUGGCAGUAGUGAAUUAGAUGGACGAUCGAUCCCGAAAUGCGAUCGCCAGCCACUCGAGUGUCUCUCCGUCUCGACUAAUUAACACGAUUAUUAACACUUUGGAUGCUGCGCGCAAAUAAUCUCAAACAUCGCCGAAUGCGAAAAUCCGUCGACUGCACUCGAUGCAUGUCACGUUAAUUAUAUUUCACUAAAAUACUCGCGCAUUGGAUCAAGUCAGCGCAUCGCUCUCUCUUAUAAUUUUCUGUAUAAUUUAAUUCUCGAAUAUUUUUUAAUCGCGAAAUCAAUUUCUCUUUCAAAAAAUUUUGAAUCGAGUUGUUUGAUAUUGUAAGUUUUAAUUAAUAAUUACAAAGCAAAAUACACUAAGGAGAGUAAUUCUUUAAAUU